AUGCUGGCAAUGGCAAUGGCAAUGGCAGGGAUUGACUCGGCCAGCAAUCUCAAUGACAACAACUUCCAUGGGUCAAUCCCGUCUGGCCUCUUCCACCUCCCCAUGCUUUACUCACUGCAAGUGGCAAACAACUCUCUUUCCGGGAACCUUCCAGUGACGCUUAAAGCCUCCUCUACACUUGCCACGCUUAGCUUUGCAGGAAACGGCUUCACGGGCUCCUUGCCAGACUUCUCACUGUGGAAGGGCAGCUUUGAAAGGCUGGAGCUGAGCCACAACAACUUCACAGGGCCCAUUCCUGACUCCAUCUCCACGCUCUCCACUCUGCAGGCCAUCAUCCUCGACAGCAACCAACUGAUCGGGACCAUUCCAGCUGCCAUCUUCAACAUGACGAACCUACAAUCUCUCUACCUGGCCAACAACCGUCUGAGCGGCAGUCUGCCGUCUGCCAUCAGUCGCUUGGAGAAGCUCCAACAAAUCUGGCUGGACAACAACAGCAUCGAGGGCCCUCUGCCAUCCACCAUCUGCUCGCUGCCCUGGCUGUGGCGCAUCAUGGUGAGCAACAACCAUCUCUACGGGCCUCUGCCAGACUGCCUCUUCGACAAGUGCAUUAACCAAAUCGACGUGAGCAACAACAGCCUGUACGGGCGCAUCAACCACGACUUCAACAGCAUGGUGGCGGACGGGGAGGCCCUCAUCAACCUCGCACACAACUUCUUCUACGGAGAUGCAGUGCUCUUUGCCGCGGGCUGCCGGGUGUGCCCCGAGGAGAUCACCCAGCGCAACCAGCUGCAGCUGGGCGACAGCAGCGUGAGGCUGGCAGGGAAGUGCAGCGACACUGCCUUCUCUGGCCAGCGCGACUACUCGGUGGUGGGGGCAGGCAAGGGCGCCCGCGGGAGUCUCGCAGGCAACUGUCUGACCCUCAAACGGGAUGUCAAGUGCCCGUCCAACGCCACUCAGCGCAGCACGGCAGCCUGCCAGGCGUUCUGCAGCAUCACGGACAACGGCCCGUGUGAUGGCCAUGGGGCGUGUGUGCCGCCUGCGCCAGACGCCCAGGCCAACUUCACAUGCAUGUGCGACGCCGAGUACUCCUCCAUGGACCUGGGCAACGGCUCCACCUGCGCCAUCCUCAGCUCCACCACCACUGCUGGUGUCAUCGUAGGCAUCACUGUGGGGUGCUUUGCCGGAUUCACUCUGCUCACUGCUGUGCUUGCCUGGCUACUGUGGCCCCGUCGACAAAGGAAGUGGGAGGGGCUGGACCUGUGCGAGCAGUUCACACUGCAGCAGCUCGUGAAGGCCACGGACAACUGGGCGCCUGAGAACUUGCUGGGGCAAGGCGGGUUUGGCACUGUGUACAAGGGGUGCUCGCCGCAGGGGCAGCUGUGGGCAGUGAAGCGCUCCACUGUCAUGACCAACGAGUUUGAGACGGAGGUGCGCGCCAUGGCAUCGCUGCACCAUGUGAAUCUGGUGCGCCUGCUGGGCUUCUGCCAGGACCAGAACGUGGAGAAGGGCAAGCAGGAGCAGAUCCUCGUGUACGAGUUCGUGGGCAACCGAGACCUGCACCACCACCUCUACAAGACUAAGAGCGUUGUGCUCCUGGAGUUGCUGACUGGAAAGCCACCCUCUUACCAUGGAUACUCUAUUAAGAUCUGGGUGCAGCAGCGGGUGGAUGCAUAUGAGUUGGACGAGCUCAAGGAUAGCAAGCUGCAGGCCAGUGACGAGGCCGUGGUGGACUUUGCUGACCUGGCGCUGGACUGCACAAAGGCGCCGGGCACACGCCGCCCCGACAUGAAGGACGUGGCAUACCGUCUCCGUGCCCUCAUUGACAAGCACUGCCCGGACGAGGAAGAGUGGGAGUGUGGUAGAGAAGGGAGUGCCACCGGAGAGGAGUCGUCUACCACGACAUAUCCUGCUGGCGGGAGCUCAUUGCUGAGCUGGCUGUCACAGGGGUUCUCUUCGGGAUACUGA
Messenger RNA from Closterium sp. NIES-65, 1965 nucleotides. Lineage: Eukaryota; Viridiplantae; Streptophyta; Zygnematophyceae; Desmidiales; Closteriaceae. The record is from the annotation of a GenBank genome assembly.